Messenger RNA from Elephantulus edwardii (Cape elephant shrew), 1533 nucleotides. RefSeq names its product 2'-5'-oligoadenylate synthase-like protein 2-like. Gene Ontology annotation, molecular function: protein binding; 2'-5'-oligoadenylate synthetase activity; double-stranded RNA binding. NCBI's taxonomy places the organism in Eukaryota, Metazoa, Chordata, Mammalia, Macroscelidea, Macroscelididae. The transcript has 6 exons. Gene Ontology annotation, biological process: defense response to virus; negative regulation of viral genome replication; regulation of ribonuclease activity. Gene Ontology annotation, cellular component: cytosol; nucleoplasm; membrane. The record is from RefSeq and is a predicted model, not a curated record. The coding region runs from base 1 to 1533 and encodes 510 amino acids.
AUGGAUCCCCACCAGGACCUGUACGAGGUCCCUGGGGACCAACUGGGUGCCUUCGUGGAGCAGAACCUUCAGCCCCGGGGCGACUGGAAAGAGGAGGUGCAGGAUGCCAAGCAGAGAGUGGAGAGGUUUCUCCGAGAGCAGUGCUUCCGAGAUGAGCUGGUUGUGGGUCAGGAAGUCCGGGUCCUGAAGCUGGUGAAGGGCGGAUCCUCAGGGAAGGGGACGACACUGAACCACUGCUCAGAUCUGGACCUGGUCCUGUUCUUGAGCUGCUUCUCCAGCUUCAGAGACCAGGCGAGGCUCCGAGAAGACGUCAUCGACUUCAUCAAGGAGAAAAUGGAUCACUGUAAGAGGAGCCUGGCCUACAACCUGUCACUGGUGUGGCCCAGAGAGGGCACCAGAGCUCCUCGCUCCUUCUCCUGCCAGGUCCAGUCCAAGAAGAGCAGCGAUGUAGUUCGAGUGGACGUACUCCCGGCUUUUGAUGCUCUGGGACCCUUUUGUCCAGAUAGUAAGCCGUCGCCGGAAAUCUAUGAAGACUUAAUAGCCAGCACCAGAUGCCCCGGGGAGUUCUCCCCAUGCUUCACGCAGCUGCAGAGGCACUUUGUGAAAAACUGCCCAGCUAAACUGAAGGAUCUGCUGCGGCUGGUGAAGCACUGGUACAAGCAUUAUGUAAAAUGUAAAAAUCGAAAAGUACCCUUGCCUUCAAAAUAUGCACUGGAGCUCCUGACCAUCUAUGCCUGGGAAAUGGGCACAGACAAAAGUGACAACUUCGACAUGGACCAAGGCUUGGUCGCCGUGAUGGAGCUCCUGAGGGACCACGAGGAUGUCUGUGUUUACUGGACCAAGUACUACGAUUUCCAAAGCGAGGUGGUCACAAAGUGUAUCAAACAGAAGUUGAAGGAACCAAGACCCGUCAUCCUGGACCCAGCUGACCCUACCAAUAAUUUGGGGAAGGGGAAGAGGUGGGACUUGGUGGCCAAAGAAGCUGUGCGUUGCUUACGUCAGGCCUGUUGCCAGACUGAAGACCCCAGCCAGAGCUGGGAGGUACAGCGAGCAAGAGAUGUCCGCGUGACGGUGAGAAAGACGGGCGAGUACAACUUGACUUUGUUCGUGAACCCCUACAGCCCCGUUUGGAAGAUGAAACCAAUGAUUAAGAGUCAUUAUGGACUCACAGGGCAGCAGCGUCUCUCCUUCCAGAAUCCAGAUGGGGACCGGCAGCUUCUCAGCAGCCAACAAACCCUUGCAGAUUUUGGGAUUUUCUCUAAGGUGAGCAUCAGAGUCCUUGAAACGUUCCCCCCUGAGAUCCAGAUCUUUGUGAAGGAAUUGGGCGGCCAGAAUAAGCCUUAUGCCAUUGACCCUGAUGACUCCAUCUGGGACUUGAAAAUGAUGAUUGAGUCGGCCGGGGGGCCUUUAUUGGAGGACCAGAUACUCAAGUUCCAGGGUCGGCGACUACAGAAUCGUCGCAGCCUCAGAGACCUGCAGAUCGAGGACUGUGACACCGUCACGCUUCUCAGGAAAGGCGGUCCCUGGGUGUAG